AUGCUUAUGUAUUCAAUUAUAUUUGCUUCGAUUUUCCAUUAUACGAUUAUUUCUCAAGCAGUUCAAUGGCCUGCGCCAUAUCCUAUAGAAGUCAGGAGACAAUGCAGUGGUGCCACGGGGAGGAUAAUGUGUAAUGGGAAACCGUCUUCCCUUACAAAAAUCAGACUAUACGAUGAAGACCGCUCAGUUAAAUACAUGGAUGGUGCUGAUUUAAUGGAAGAAACUCUUUCUAAUGCGACUGGGUAUUUCACGAUCCAUGGCUGUUUGCUUGAGAUAUUAGAUAUUAUCCCUAGAAUUGACGUUUACCAUUCUUGUAACCUAAAACCUAUGGAAUGUCCACGCAUUCGACAGGAAUAUAUACCAUACCGUUACAUACAUUCUCCAUCAACGGAAAAGCAAUUUUACAAUUUUGGAGAAAUCGACGUUACUGAGCAGUCAGGGAAAGAAAACAAAGAAUGUAUACUGCACUCAGAAAAUGGACACUUCUUCUAA
Messenger RNA from Thelazia callipaeda (thelaziosis nematode), 492 nucleotides. NCBI's taxonomy places the organism in Eukaryota, Metazoa, Nematoda, Chromadorea, Rhabditida, Thelaziidae. The record is from the annotation of a GenBank genome assembly.